UAAAUAUAUUUAUGCGCACACACGCAUAUUGUUCAUCAUCUUUCGCUUAUCCAAAUCAACCUCCAUCUAUAUAUUUAUAUACAGCACCAGAAGCAGCUUACUCACCCUCAAAGAUCAUCGAUCCAUGGCUUCCAGCACUGAUCCUAAGUCCGACCAGGAAUACGGCAAGGGAGCCCCGCCGCCGCCGCAACCGAGACCAGAUGCUCCAGCCGUCGUGAACUAUUUUGCGGUUGAUGUGGCCCUCAGGGUGUUGCUAUUUGCCGCGGCGGUGACUGGUGUCGUGGUUAUAGUCACCAGCGACCAAACGAAGUGGGUUCCUAGCAUAAAUGGCGGCAUAAAUGGCUUUGGAUAUCGCAAAGCCAAGUUCAAUCACUCCCCUGCUUUUAUAUACUACGUGGUGGCAAUGUCGAUCGCUGGCCUAUAUGCUCUCAUUACAAUAUUGGCAUCAAUCUCAGUUCUCUUCAAACCUAGCUUCCAAACUAAACUCCUCCUCCAUUUGGCAUUCUUGGAUGUGUUGAUAUUGGGCAUAGUAGCUUCAGCUACUGGGAGUGCCGGUGGGGUUGCAUACGUGGGGUUGAAAGGCAACAAGCACGUCGGUUGGAUUAAGGUGUGCUCCACUUACGACAAGUUUUGCCAACAUUUGGCAGGCUCCCUUGCUGUCUCCUUGUUUGCCUGCGUCCUCCUUGUCUUUCUCACCUGGCUCUCCAUCUUCUCCCUUCAUGCUCGGAUCCACAAGUACUAGUGCAUGCCUGUGAUUCAAUUCAGAAAGAAUGUAUAGAAUCUCAACGUUUGCUGUUUGUCCAUAUUUAGGGGCUUCUACAUUUUAAAUGUUGUCCAGUACUUACUUUCUGCUGCAUAUUUUGUCUUCUCUGUAACUAGUUUUUAAUUAUAUGUGGUUGCUUCUGUGAUUUGAUUGAGGUUUGAAAUAUGACGAUGAUCAUACUUUACGUGCUCC
Messenger RNA from Carya illinoinensis, 955 nucleotides. RefSeq names its product CASP-like protein 1D1. The record is from RefSeq and is a predicted model, not a curated record. The transcript has 3 exons. Lineage: Eukaryota; Viridiplantae; Streptophyta; Magnoliopsida; Fagales; Juglandaceae. The coding region runs from base 125 to 742 and encodes 205 amino acids.